Messenger RNA from Ctenocephalides felis (cat flea), 1716 nucleotides. Its product is annotated as protein APCDD1-like. Gene Ontology annotation, cellular component: plasma membrane. Bases 1 to 1716 code for a protein of 571 amino acids. Gene Ontology annotation, molecular function: Wnt-protein binding. The record is from RefSeq and is a predicted model, not a curated record. Gene Ontology annotation, biological process: negative regulation of Wnt signaling pathway. The transcript is spliced from 4 exons. NCBI's taxonomy places the organism in Eukaryota, Metazoa, Arthropoda, Insecta, Siphonaptera, Pulicidae.
AUGAAGUUUAGCGCGCUUUUAUUUGUUGUAGUUGCUGCUGUGUUGGGAUGCACUUCAGCAUUCGCCCAGGAUGUUGAUGGCGGUUCCGUAUGCGCUGGUGACAUACCAGAUGUCGAAGAACUUUCUGUUAGGCCUAAUUUAGCGGGAAAAUGGAUAUCUUCAGAGUGCGAAACCAGGCCUGGUGCCAAAUUUGUUCUGCGCUCUUACGAGUUCCAGCAAAACUUUUCGUUCACUCUAGACCUGCACCACUAUCGAGAUGAAUGGUGCAGCACGCCCAUGUUUUCGGCCAGAGCAAUGGGUGCCAUCACCGACGAUUCUUUUAUCAUCUUCGAAGUCAAAACCAUUCCUCAUAAUGCUUUAGUUGCUAGAGAAGUCCAGGAAAAGGUCAACAAGGCUUGUCCAGGAUUUUCGUCACGACACUGGCGAGCUAACCGUGAAUAUAUUCUGCAAGGAGGCAAACAUCGUUCUCAGAACACAAAUUACCAUACGUCGAAGAGGUCGAGGUCCAACUACUUCGAUUGUGCUCAUGCAUUGAAUUUACAAUUUGGUGAAUUUUCAAAAAUUCGCAUACAAAAAAUCGAGAACAAGUUAGAACUUCUAUUAGCUGAUAUCCCACAAAGUGGUUCCACCACCAAACCCAAAGGUUACCAACUGCCUUUAGUGAAGAUCUACGAUGGUAAGGUAUCGACCAGUGAAGUCAUUAAAAGUUCAUCAUUGACUGCUGACAAUAUUUUGCUGGAUCUUUUUGAACCUGCUCUGAUUACACCGGAUCCUGCUGGUUAUGGACAAGAUGCUUUUGUGCAUAUCAUGAGGUCUAAGAAAAGAAAUACUUCGGUGUAUCCAAGUAUGGAUAAUAAAAAGUUGUUUAAAAAUUGUGCAAUUUGUGAGAUUAUCAGCCGUUCUUCAAUAGCUUCACCUCCUUAUUUACCGACCAGGCCAAAGUUGCCAGUGUAUUUGACUGGACACUGGACAUCCAGGCGUUGUGAAAGUCAUCCAAACGGUGGAUACACUAUUAGGCAAUUUGAAUUCAGAGAACAAAAUCGUAAGUUUCAUGCAAAAUUACGUUACUUUGAAGAUCAUAGAUGCGAAAAUGCUUUAUACACCCUGCAAUUGCGUGGAGAAUAUUAUUUAGGCAUGUACAAUUCUUUAUUAAGAGGAAGUACUGACGUAGACUUUUAUACUCAUAAAACUAUCAUCACUAUACAUGACGAAGGUUUAUUAGAAGGCGUCAACAAUCAACUUCGAGGUAUUCUAGAUAGGCGCCCAAAAAUCCAAGAAUUUCGUCAACAAUUUUACGCAUUCCAGUCGAUUUUUGCUCGCAAUGUCAAGUAUUGCGAUGAAGAAUUGUAUGAAUUGGACGUGCCCAUAGUUCACGCACGAACGAAUUGCAAAAUCUACGGAUUAGAAAAUUCAUUUUUUGCCAAAAAUGUGCUGAAAUUAGAAGUAGAUAUGUAUGGAACCACGCUUUUGUCUAUGGGCAAGUUGGGGGUUACUUUUGCAAACGAUAUCAUACACGAAGUGGAACAAUUUAGGCACCCAAGUUUUAGCAGUUAUAGCAAUGUGAUUGAUAGGGCUUCUUCUUAUGGAAUGCCUUUAGAACAUUGUGAAAAUGUUGAAGCUAACUUGGAGCAACAAUUUCUUGGCAUCAGCUCAGGAAGCAACCUGAGGCUGAAUGCUGUUUUAAUUCUGCUUUGUGCUGUGAUAUUUUUAAAUUAA